AUGAUAGAUACAAUAUUGAUCCUACCGCUGAUAUUCAACGCCAAAAUCCGGGAAGCUUGCCAGAAAGCCAUGGAUUCCUUUCGCGAAAAGAACGCUAUCUGUGCUUAUAUCGACGAUUAUUCAGGCGCCAGAUGCGUAAAUACCAAGGCUGGCCACGCAAAAGGUCAUCAGACCCAAACUGGAGCUUUUAUGAGAUCAGGCCCCUACCAAGAAGAAGAGUGCAGCAUCAAUACAGAAUUUUUCAUGUCUUCAAUCGAAGAUUACAUCAAAUCCUUAAUCCAAAAGUUCACCGCCGAAGCACCCGCAGAUCAAGGACUCUGGAGGAAGCUUGCUGCAGAAGAACAUCGCAAAAAUAUUCGACGAUUGAGACUUGAGGGUGCCUAUCCGAAACAAGGACGCGCUGAGAGAGACGACCCCUUUACUAAAACUUCUGUUUGCUACGGCUGCCUUUUCCGCCACUCCGAAUACUUACUCCCCUGUGGGCAUACCGUUUGUGAGACAUGCAUUAGGUCAAAUAGCGAAAUCAACGACCAGAUGAAGUAUACUGGGAAACAUAGACUUGGUGGGUGCGUGAUCUGUGGUACCUCAAUAGGGUCGCAAUGGCCAUACGAAGUGAGACUUCGCCCCCUGCUCUCUGGUCUCCGAAUUCUUUCUCUCGAUGGAGGAGGCGUCCGUAAUAUAGUUCAGUUGAUCACGCUACGAAGACUUGAAUCUUUGAUUGGUCUUGACUUGCCAAUUGGACACUUCUUCGAUUUGAUAGUUGGGACAGGUACAGGCGGAGUCAUCGCUCUCGGCCUCGGAGUCCAAAACCGUUCUGCGAAGAGCUUCGUCAAUGGAUUUAAGAAUAUCUGUGAAGCCGGAUUCGCGGGCAAACAUUAUAAUAAGAGCAAUAUAAUGAGCUUUCUCAGUUGGAUUUCGAUGAGAUCUAUUUAUUUCACAGAUAAUCUUGAGAAUGCACUCGAAAAACAUUUCCAGAGAAGGGUGGACGGGAAAGUCUUUGGACUCCAGAACCAUUGUCGAGUGGCCGUAACAACAACAGUGGAACCGUCAAGUGUCGGGUUGAUAUGCAACUAUAAACGGGGUGGAAUAGGAAAAUACUUGAACUCAGAUCUAUACCUUUCACAUGCCGCAAGAUGCACAUCUGCGGCCCCGCCGUAUUUCCUUCCUAAACAGCACGGAAGUCUUUGUCGCGAUGGCGGCCUUAAAGAGGGUAACCCAAUUCGACUCGCUGUCGUAGAGUCGAAAAGCAUCUGGGGUCAGAACUCGAGUUAUGAUGUGCUUGUAUCCGUGGGGCCCGGCGUGGCCUCCAAACCCCAAGAUAGUUUCAUAUAUAAAAGACUCAAGGACAAAAAAUGGGCAAGGGAUCUCAUUGAUAGCUUCUUGCGAGAUAUGAAUGGAGAGGAAGAAUGGGCCAAGUUUAGAGAAUCUACCGAAGAACACAUCAUUGGAAGAUCGUCGAGACUUAACAUCUACUUUUCUCAAGAAGUUGAGCCCGGUUUCGAUGAUGUUUCGAUGAUGGAGGAAAUGGAAUCUGAGGCACAAAGGUACACAGCCUUCGAAAAACCAAACCACGGAUCUUCGUUUGCUCCCAUUAACGGUAUACCCCGUAUAGAUGUUCUCGAUACACUUGCAGACAGGCUCCGAGCAACUUUGUUCUUUCUCGAGGUCGAUUCGAUCGAUACAUCGGAUGUGUUUCUCAUCAUUAUAAAGGGGGUUAUUCGAUGUAGACUCGGGCCUGGAGAUUCAGAAUACAGCAAAUUGCUGGAUAUGGUUUCUUCUUUCAGAGUCGAGCAAGAAAUCCUUCAUAAAAUCCCUUCUCCCCAGGAAUAUUUUGGUUUAAAAAUUCAGUUUUCCCAUGAGUCCAUUGAAGAAGCCAUUCGCAUUGAUGUUAACUUUGGGAAAGAACACUGGGUAGCCAUUAGCGGUUGUCCAAUUACAAUCAAGAAAAUAAUGGAAGAAUGGGACCACAUCGGAGCGCAAGAUGACACCGGUACGCAGACCCCGCGAACAGAUGACGCUAGCGAAUCGGGGUUUGAUGGACCUCCUUGA
Messenger RNA from Orbilia oligospora ATCC 24927, 2049 nucleotides. RefSeq lists its product as uncharacterized. The transcript is spliced from 4 exons. Gene Ontology annotation, cellular component: membrane. Gene Ontology annotation, biological process: arachidonate metabolic process. The record is from RefSeq and is a predicted model, not a curated record. The coding region runs from base 1 to 2049 and encodes 682 amino acids. NCBI's taxonomy places the organism in Eukaryota, Fungi, Ascomycota, Orbiliomycetes, Orbiliales, Orbiliaceae.